Molecule: messenger RNA, 2139 nt
Organism: Aspergillus oryzae RIB40
Lineage: Eukaryota; Fungi; Ascomycota; Eurotiomycetes; Eurotiales; Aspergillaceae
Exons: 1
Coding region: 1-2139 (712 amino acids)
Source: RefSeq, a predicted model, not a curated record
AUGGUUGCCCUAAAACGGUUUUUCCAAGCGGAGAAAAGCCAGUCCGUACAUUCUAAGGAUGGAGCUACUCGGACAAGCAAUACACCAGAAAGCGAUCUGUCUUCAAACCCGAGCCCCUCGCAGUUUCUAGAACCAGAUCAUCCAUUUCAGCGAAUUGAGAAGCAAUUCGAAGUCUUGCAUGAUCAACUGCAGGCACGGCCGUUGUCCCCAUGUUCACCCGCUCCUCCAUCUCGCGCCUCGACCCGUACCACGACUCGAGAUCCUCGGCACGUUGACUUGCUGGAAGCUUUAUUCUCUUCGCACCGAUACCAUAUCCAGAGUGCGCAGACAUUGUCACCCAUUAGUCCAUACAAUGAAGAUAUCGCAGAACGAAAUAUGACUCGGUUCCUUCAAGGGCAAUCGGGGAAAUCGGGCAAACCGACUAUGUACUCGCGCAUACUCUCUGCUCUAUAUCAAGAAGAUGUGGCGGACAGAAACAUUGCUAGAAACAGGAGGGGCGGCCGUCCCUCUUCUCGCAAUACUUCCAGUCGCUCUCGUGGAAACUCCUUUCAACGGAAUUCUCAGAGUCACCAAGAUGAAGCUCGUUGUCGCCCUCGGUCAAAGGCUGGAAGCAGUUUAGCUCGGUCAAUGUCUCAGGAAGCCCCGAGGUCUACGACUCCCCCUCGCGCUGACCAGUCAACCACUCCGCGACAAAAUGUGUCCCCCGCCACCGAAGGCCCUCUCCGACAGCAAAGAUCGGUGCCAAAUAUUUCCGCCGAGCCAACUAAUAGUCCCCAGGGGGAAGCUGAUUCAAAAUCUGGUGGAUUCCUCCGUGUUCCUCCCCCUUACAAACAAGGCGACACAUGGAGCAGCACUCCUUUACCAGACAGUCCAACGUUGCCCCUCAUGGUGACCGGAGAUACUAAGACCGUCGAAAGCCACUCAACGCCAGAUUUACCACCUAUCAGAUCAAGCCGUAGCCGCAGUUCUUCGGCGACGUCGAAUAGCCACAAUCAGUCCAACGCAACCAAAUCGAAGCACAGAAAGAAUGUCCGGGAUCUGUCCAUCGAUACAGAAUUGGCAGCUCGCGGAAAGCCGUCUGCGAAGAUUACGCACCGUGCCAUACAGCCACCUACCCCAAGUAGCUUCGGAAUGAAGCAGAACCCUAGCAUUGCAGAGGUUAUGAACAGCCUGCUACCAGCUGGGUCACCAAUCUCGCCAUCACCAGGGCUCCAGUCGGACCAGAAGAUUGCGGAAAUAAUGGAUAUGUUCAGACAGGCAUAUACGUCAUCUCCAGUCAUCUCGCCCCAUCCCACUUAUGAAACUCUCCAGGAUGCGAUCAUUCGUGAGAUCAAUUCGCACGAGGCAUUCCAGCGUGUGCCUCUUCCUGAACCCGGGCCUCCGUUUACUCCUUCUUUCUCCCAGGAAGCAUUCUAUCCAGAAAUCGACAUACCUAAGACCGAGGGUCCAAGCUCGAACCGGACCAUGUCUCUGAGAGAUGGUCAGAUCUCUAAAUUGAUCAGGCGGGGCUCCUUCAAGAAGCACAGGAGAGGGUCUGACGCCCGCAGGAGUAUAUCCACUACCAGUGUCCCUUCAAAAGUCUUCUGGAAGUCAUCGGAAACCACCAGUCGGCGAAGACACACUGAUGCACCCCCUCCUUCACCUGGCUUCUUCAGUACCCUGGAACAGAACCAAGCACCCAAGGAGCCAGUGACAUACAUGGACCUCAUCUCCAAGGCGAGGAAGUCCCCUGCAAAUAUCCCAACACCAGACAUGGCCAGGAACCUCGGUAACCCCCAACCACCUGCUACUGUAUCUCUCGAGAGCGUCAACCCAGCGCCUUCUGUUUUCCACAUGCGUGCGCAGGCAUCAGCAUCGACCAUCAACAGCUUCUCCGCGGAUGACAGUGACGAAGAGGUGAUCGAACUACCCAGUGUUGGAAUUCCCCAGUUACAAAUCCACGGUGUUGACGAGAACAAUGUGACCUAUGUCGCCGAAAAUACCUCUCCACGAAACGCAUUUAGACUCAUGAGCUGGCCACAAAGGUCAGGCAGAAGUGUCAGCCUCAGGGGGAACUGGUUCACAAAUGAGACCAGCAACAGCCCCUCUCGCUCAUCCUCCAGGGGCGGGCUCACAACCCGCUCGGUAGCAUCUUGCUGA